AUGGAGGGCGCUGACCAUUGUUUCAAGACGGAGAGCUCAGCACCAGUUCAGACGGUGCACAGCGAAGUGCGGAAGGCUUUAAGGCUGAGACUGCAUGUCAAGUCGGUCUCCGAGUCAAUCGGGAAUGAUAUUACCAUGGCGGCUGAUGUCUCGCAGCUCGCAUCCGUGGCCGUCCUACGUACGAUGUCUCGAACCACCGACCUCGACGUCGACAAAGUACUCCGCAUGCAAGGCGGUGAGCUCCUGGCCAGUGGAGACGAAAUAAGCUGGUAUCCUCGCGAGGACAUGACUGCGAUCAAAGAAAUCCUGCAGGGACGAUCAAAGAACAAGCCUUGGGAUUGGUGGAAAGCUCAGGCCAUUCUGCACGGGGUCGCUCAUCAAUCCGAGUACCACAAAAUGGGAGAGCAGUGUGCGGGCGGGUUCCAGUCUGCACUUCGUCAAGUGAUGUAUGGGGACGAACCACCAUCGCCUAUAUUCACCACGAGAGAUGGGAGACCAAGAACCGGCCCUCACUACCACGCACCUCUUCCACAUCGGGACGAGCCAAAUGUCCCUCUCCACCAGCUCUUCGGAGACAUGACUCCAAUGCCGAUAUCAUGCCCACCCUCGCUCCCCGCGAACUUCACGAAUCACACCAGUAACAACGAGCCAGGAGCACAAGUCCAACCAUACACCGCAACGUUGUCAGACCCACAUCCACCACUGUCAGUCUUCGAAUUCGAUCUAACACUCACGCUCGACAACACUACGAACAAAGUCUACGGUGUCUUUCGAAUUGCAGCCAUCGAAGGAGUAUUCGUCAUCCACAAAUACGUACCAAAUCAAGAUUGCACCUUUGGCUACUGGGCCAAGGACUUUCAGAUCAACAAGUCGAAGACUGGCCUUGGGGUCUUGACAGUGUCUGGCCAGGACGGGAUUGAAGGGGAUUUUGCGAACUUCAGCGAGGACGGGAGAAUGGUGACAUUUCGGGCGCGGAUGAGUUCUGACAUCAAGGUCAAUGAGAGUCUAGAGGUGUUAAGGCGGGAAUUCACCUCACUACGCGAUCAGACGACCUUGAGCUCGGCCUUUCACUGCCACGUCGCACAUGACCCGUUGUCGCCAUCCACCACAGGCUUACCUGAACAUCCGCUUGCUUUCCAGGCGAGUACCUCAGCUUCCUGUCCCUCCUUUGCUGCGGAGCUGACAUCUUCAUCAGCAGACUUCGAGAGCACUCAGGGACGACAUUCGCAGAUCUCGUUAAGUAUCGUCCGUCGCAGAAAAAUCUGUGCUUCCGAUCCUACGCUCGCAGCAAUGGCCACCAACCGCGAAAGGGUCAUCGACGGGCUGCUGAGCUUUCAAGGCGGCGAGGUGCUGGUCCAGUGCGGCAAGACCAAACUAUUGGGGCGUGACACGCUUGAAAAGAUCAAGGAGCACUUGAAAUGCAACGUGGUCACUAUGGACGGCAAGGCCGUGGAUGAAUGCUACUAUUGGAUGUCUCAGGCCAUUCUCUGGGGUCUGCACGACUAUAUGCCAGGGAAGAGGAAGACCAAGAACGAUUACAAGAUCUUGUUCUGGGAAUCUCUCCACACGCUGCAAGAUCCGCGUCCUGAGCUGGUUAAAGUAGAACGAAAGAUGAAGAAAAAGUACUACGCUAGCCCGCUUCUUACAAUUACGCCGGAGGUACUAGUUACUAUUAAACAAGAGCCCUUAGAGAUCGACAGUCUGGAAUCAACGCUGGACGUAUUGGAGAUCUCGAGCAUUAAGCAGAAGCACGACGGAGCACAUCUUUCAUCCCUAUCGGCCCAGAAGUCUCCACAUGCAAGCCAGGGCUCUACAACCUCGAGAGCAGGAACGUCAGCCGCUGGUUCGGCUGCAUCAUUGCCAGACAAGCAGCAAUCUUCCUCGACCAAGCACAGUUUACCAGGCACCAUCGUCGUCGGAACAACGGUCGUCUGUAUCGAAGACUCGGCGAUCGUCCACUCAAACCAACGCACCCACCUUAUCGACACACAUGCCUCCUCCUCCGACAAAGGCGAAGCAGCAGAAGUCCGCACGCCAGCAUUCGAUCCGGAUCGUCGAUCCAAGCCCUGA
Zymoseptoria tritici IPO323 is the source of this 2070-nucleotide messenger RNA. RefSeq lists its product as uncharacterized. Lineage: Eukaryota; Fungi; Ascomycota; Dothideomycetes; Mycosphaerellales; Mycosphaerellaceae. The record is from RefSeq and is a predicted model, not a curated record. The coding region runs from base 1 to 2070 and encodes 689 amino acids. The transcript has 7 exons.